AGCAACUUUGUAGCCAAGCAAGCCUCCCUUCCUCUUCCACCUCUGUCAACCAGCACUGCAACGACAGUGCAACAUCGCAUUAAUUUCAUCGAAACUUAUAUUCUAUUUAGAUGACAUCUGUGUGCAACUGAAAUGGAAAUACAGGAUCCUUGUGAAAAUGGUCCCGCUCUUCUGCUGCCUUCUCUGCGUCUCUUCAUACCGCCCCUGCGGCUUGUGUCUGCUGCGUUAUGGCAAGUGGUUCAGCGAAAAGACAUCCUUGACUAUGGGAUGUUGGAGGAAUUUGUGUCCACGGUGACAGAGAUUGUGCCGGAGCUUUUGAGAUGCGAUCAGAGAGCUCAACUCCUGCUUGGACUUCGGACAAGGCUGGUUCUCGAGUUAUGUCGCUCAGCAGAGAUUGCAGACCUUUCAAGCAUUCAGCUGCACCUGGCCAGGAUCCGGACCCUUAUAUCUGCUUGGGAAGUAGAUUCGCAGAUAUGUGAUGCAGAGGUGGACUUUCCUCAGUCCACCUUUGUGGAUCUGGUGGAAUCUUUGUUGAAAGACCCGACAGAGAGGGACAACUUCUACCAGGAUGUAUUUCCAGUGGAUUUUGGCCCAGCGUUUGACAGCGCUUUACAGAUGCUCAUGUUUGAAUUUCUGUCAAGACUUGAGAAGUUUGUACCGGUGCCAGACCUUCAAGAGACCGCAUCCAUGCUCAAUGCCGUCCCCUCUGUCCUGGAGGAAUGUGUAAACUCUGUACCUGAUCCCCAGCAACUGAAAACUCUGCUUGAGUACCAGAAACAAACUGGGCAUCUGGACUUCAUUGAAUUAACAGAUUCCUUGCCGCCUUCCUUUGGUGACAACAUCUUCUCCUCUCUGUCUCUCCCUCCGUUGGUGAAGGUGGUGAUUGACACAGAACAAGUGGAGUUGGAGUCACAAGCAGAAUCGCUUCAUGAUUGUAUGAGUGUAGAGGUUGAGGGGGAAUCUGUGACAUUGUUAGGCUAUUCAGGGAUGGAGCAGCAGUCUGGUGAGGGUGGGGAAGAUGACAAGGAGCAUUCCAUGGACAUAAAGCCUGAGGGUGAAGACAUGGACAAUCAAGAUGACUCCGACUUUGCAAAGCCAGCCCCCUUUCAGCCUUUGAAACAAAGUAAACGGUUACAGUUGAAGAGAAAAGCGUUACAGGCACGGAAACAAUCCAAGGUGGCUGUCACCAAACGUGCGCCAAAGAGGGCAAGGAGGAAAUUUCUCAACAACAGUAAGACUUGUCCCAUUUGUUGCAAGGUGUUCCCAAGGGCCACCGCCAUGAGGAGACAUCAGGAAAUUCACUCUGAAGAUCGCCAGCUUAGGUACAAGUGCCCCAAAUGUGAUAAAUGCUUCAGGGAUCAGUAUGAUAUGAAGAGACACCAGAUGCGUGUUCAUGAGCGGGAAGAUCAGGACCCUUCACUUUCAGGUUCUUUGAAAGAAAGCCCACAACCCUCAACCAGCAAACUCCGGACUAUAAUGCCCAAGGCUUCGCCUCAGAAAGAAACACUGGACAGCAAAACCUGCUCUGUGUGUGAAAGGUAUUUCGCACGUGCUUCCGAUAUGGCUAGGCACAUGAGGUCUCAUUCGCAAGAGCGUCCACAUCAGUGUGAACAUUGUGCGAAGAGGUUUAAAUAUUCUUAUGAUCUGAAGAAGCAUCAGAGAGAGUUGUGCAAGAUGAUCACCAAUGCCAACGAAAUAGGAAGCAGUAGGCCUGCUGCCAGUGGGGAAACUCAGAUUGGUAACGCAUCUCUCCAAAGCUCCUUAGACAUCAAAACCUGCCCCGUCUGCUGUAAGAUUUUGCCUUGCACCGCGGACAUGGCAAAACACCUGCGAGCGCAUACAGACGAACGCCCCUACCGUUGUGUCACUUGUGACAAAGGGUUUAAGUACAGAGAUACCCUAAAGAAACAUCAAGAAAUUGUUGGCCACGAGGGUGUUCAUGAGGAUCCCUGUCAAAGCUUCGAGGAGCUAUUAGCCGAACUCACCCAAAAAAAGAACGAUGAAAAUCUUGCAAAGGAAAACAAGACCGGACCUCAAAACACACUGAGUAUACCAGAACAAGCGGUUACAAAGAACUCUGCUUCAAAGACAUGCAAAGUUUGUGGAAGGAUAUUUACUCGAGCUAAAGACGUAGCCAGACAUAUGCUAUCUCAUUCAGAAGAACGGCCUUACCAGUGCUUCAGUUGCAAGAAAGAGUUCAAGUACUUGCAUAGCUUGAAACGACACCAGAUAUAUAUUUGUCGUAAGCAAAAUUCUCACAUGGCAUCACUGAGAGCAAGUCAAAACGAACUUGAAUCUGUGAAAACCCUGGCUAUUGGCCAACAUCUACAGAGCUCAUCGGGUACGGAGCAAGAAGGCAAUGAAUUGCUGGCUAUGGAGCGGAAUUCUCUGACGGUAGAAGGGGGUGUCGAUCCAUUGGUGUCAAAUGAAACAAUGGCAAUUCAGGAAAUGAACAUCGAAGCUUCCUCGAGUGCCUUGUCUUCCCUCACCAUACCGUGUUGGUGUUCAAACUGUGGCAAGAGCUUUGAUCAUAUCUCUGCUUUGAAGGAGCACCAGGAGACGGUUUGCAAAAUGCAGGAGAAGGAAAUCUUCAAGUGUGACGACUGUGGGAAAGACUUCCGAAGCGCGUCCUUCUUGAAAAUUCACCAGAGGACACACAAUCCGUUCUACUGCACUGAAUGUGGAAGGAUCCUCGCAGACGCGGCUGGCCUAGAGAGACACAAAUUCAUGCACAAGAAAGUCCAGUGCACCAUGUGUGAGAAGACCUUCACCGUGCUAAAACACCUGAGAGAGCAUUACCUGCAUCAACAUAAAUUUACAGGGCCGUACCCUUGCUCUCAAUGUGACAAGACCUUCACCCAGUUGUCAUACCUAGUUGUCCACGAGAGAGUCCACACGGGAGAGUUUCCCUUCCAGUGCACGGAGUGUCCGGAGAAAUUCAGAGCGUCAAACUGUCUCACGGUUCACAUGAGGAAGCACACAGGGGAGAAGCCGUUCCUGUGCUGGCAGUGCGGGAAGAGCUACACGUCCGCCUCACAGCUGUCGGUGCACGUGGGAACUCAUUCAGACGAGAAGCCCUUUGCCUGCUCGCAGUGUGACAUGGCUUACAGAACAAAACUUCAGCUGACUUCACACAUUGAACAGAUUCACAUCGGCGUGCGGUUCCCCUGUGAACACUGUGGGAAACAGUUCAUGAAGGAGGUCUCCUUAAAAAGACAUGAACUUAUUCACACAGGAGAAAGGCCGUACCCAUGCACCGAUUGCACUAAAACAUUCCUCACAGCCAAUGAAUUGAGGCUGCAUACGAGAUACCACACCGGCGAGCGUCCCUACAAGUGUGAAUAUUGUGGGAAGGCUUUCAUUCAGUCAGGCUACCUGAAGUCCCACAAGCGCAUCCACACUGGAGAGAAGCCAUUCAAAUGUGACAUUUGUGAGAAAGGGUUUAGAUUAUCCUGUCAUAUGAAAAAACACAGACAGACACAUUCAGGAGGAGAGAAGCACUUUGAGUGUGGGGUGUGUGGGUUAUAUUUUACUCACAGAAAAUACCUGAAGGAGCAUGAAUUCACACAUGAGACAAAGCAAAGUUAGGUUGUCAAGCAUCUGAUUUAGUGGCAUUUUUACUUUGUGGUCCAUGGUGGUUUGGUUUUGGGUCCUUCUUUUUUUUCUUUUUUUUACAUAAAAAUGUUCUUUCAUGGGGUAAUUGGUAACAAGUUUAUUCUUGAUCUGUACUUGGUGACUAUUGUUUUGAAUAAGUUGUGACGUGUGUUCAUAGUGUAUGCAGCUUUCUUUCUUUUUUUCUUUUAAAUAAAUGAUUCUUAGCAAACAUAUAAAAGUGGUCUGUGUUUGACUGAAGAAUUUAGAAGAAUAUGUUGUCACCAUGGCAUCUCUGCUAAAACUCUUUUAGUAAUUAGCGCUUAUUUGCGGUCUUGUCACUAAAACGUAUCCGUUUAAUCCAUAUACGUUUGGAAAUUACUUUGAAGGGAAUUGGUCCGGAAAUGGAAGCAUCCAACUCCUGAAUGUAAAGAAUAUUUGAAAUCUGAAAGUUUAUGAAGUUCAAGUAUGGAAAACGCAUCUUCCAAACACGGCUUUCUGUAGUAAUUUGUAUUGUUUGACUGACUUGAAUUUGAAAUCAAAUAAAAAACGAUA
Osmerus eperlanus (European smelt) is the source of this 4146-nucleotide messenger RNA. RefSeq names its product zinc finger protein 234-like. Bases 133 to 3588 code for a protein of 1151 amino acids. The transcript is spliced from 7 exons. Lineage: Eukaryota; Metazoa; Chordata; Actinopteri; Osmeriformes; Osmeridae. The record is from RefSeq and is a predicted model, not a curated record.